AUGGCUGAUCGAGUGCUUGUGAUUGGCAGUGGAGGCAGAGAGCAUGCUCUGGCCUGGAAAUUGGCACAAUCUCCACAUGUAAAACAAGUGCUAGUUGCUCCAGGAAAUGCAGGAACAGCCAAUAAUGGAAAGAUUUCAAAUUCAGCUGUGUUAGUCAGCAAUCAUACUAUCCUUGCCCAGUUCUGCAAAGACCAUAACAUUGGACUUGUGGUAGUUGGACCAGAGGCUCUCUUGGGAACUGGAAUUGUGGAUGACUUGAUGUCAGCUGGAGUUAGAUGUUUUGGUCCCUCAGCCAAAGCAGCUCAGCUAGAGACCAAUAGAAGCUUUGCCAAAGCCUUUCUGGAUUGUCAUGGGAUCCCAACAGCAAGAGGGAAAGCAUUUGCCGAUCCUCAAGAAGCUUGUAGCUUUAUUACCAGCACAGACUUUCCUGCACUGGUUAUAAAGGCUAGUGGCCAAGCUGCUAGAAAAGAAAUAAUUAUUGCAGCCAGCAAAGAGGAAGCCUGCAGAGCUGUGCAAGAGAUUUUGCAGGAUAAAGUGUUUGGAAAGACUGGAGAGACGGUUGUCAUUGAAGAACUUCUCGAAGGGGAAGAGCUAUCUUGCUUGUGCUUCACUGAUGGUGUCACUGUUGCUCCCAUGCCACUAGUCCAGGCCCACAAACAGUUAAUGGAUGGAGACCAGGGCCCAAACACUGCAGGGAUGGGAGCUUAUUGCCCAGUUCCACAGAUUCCUGAAGCUCUUCUAGAGAAAAUUAAAGACUCUAUCCUGCAACCUAUUGUUGAUGGUAUGAGACAAGAGGGAACAACAUAUGUAGGUGUGCUGCAAACAGGAUUAAUGCGUACUAAAGAUGAUGUGAAAAUUAUAAACUUUACGUGCCACUUUGGUGACCCACAGUGCCAGGUAAUUCUUCCACUACUUACAAAUGACUUUUAUGAAGUGAUUCAAGCAACAAUUGAUGGCAAGCUCUGCAGCUGCAUGCCAGCUUGGUCAGAAAACCGUACUGCUGUGUCUGUGGUUAUGGCAAGUGAAGGGUACCCAGGAGAAUAUGUCAAAGGCAUGGAGGUAACAGGACUUCUACAAGCGCGAGAGCUAGGGGUGAAGGUGUUCCAUGCAGGCACAACCAUGCAGGAUGAUAAAGUGGUGACUGGCGGUGGCAGAGUCCUUACAGUCACAGCUAUCAAGGAGGAUCUGAUGUCAGCACUGGAAGAAGCCAACAAAGGAGUAGUAGCCAUACGGUUCCAGGGUGCCAUUUACAGAAAGGACAUUGGUUAUCAGGCUAUAGCUUUUCUGCAGCAGUCUGUAGGCCUGAUAAAUGGCAACAUAAGUGUAGACACUAUAACCAGCACUGACCCACCAACUGCAACUGGUAGUAGAUCAGGCAGCCAUGCAGAACUGGGAGGCUCUGCUGAUCUCUUUGACUUGAAAGCAUCUGGUUAUGAUGAUCCUAUCUUGGUAUCUCGAACUAAAGGCAUUGGAACUAAACUGCAGAUUGCACAGAUGUGUAAGAAACAUGACACCAUUGGCCAGGACUUGGUUGCCAUGUGUGUCAAUGACAUCCUGGCUCAGGGAGCAGAGCCCCUCUUCUUCCUCGACUAUUUUGCCUGUGGGAAACUUGACACUGAAGUGGCUCAAGCAGUCAGAGCGGGAAUAGCUGAAGCUUGUAAAAAGGCAGGAUGCGCUCUCUUGGGAAGAGAUACUGCUGAAAUUCCAGGCAUGUAUUCGCCUGGAGAGUACAACCUCGCUGGCUUUGCAGUUGGUGCAGUGGAACGAGGCCAAAUGUUCCUGCAGCCGAAGAGAGUUGCUGAGGGGGAUGUCGUCAUUGGACUAGCUUCUUCUGGGAUUCACAGCCAUGGCUUUAACCUUGUAAGGAAGAUUCUCUUAAUGUCUUCCCUACACUACUCGUCUCCAGUACCUGGUGGAUGUGGCGACCAGCCAUUAGGAGAACUAUUGCUAACUCCAACCAAAAUCUACAGCAAGGCUCUGUUGCCUGUCCUUCGUUCAGGGCAUGUGAAGGCCUUUGCCCCUAUCACUGGUGGGGGGUUACUGGAAAGCAUUCCCAGAAUCCUACCUGAAGCAUUUAGUGUAAUUUUGGAUGCUUAUACUUGGCAAAUACCUGAAAUCUUCUCCUGGCUCCAAACAGAGGGAAACCUCUCAGAAGAGGAGAUGGCCCGAACGUUUAAUUGCGGGAUCGGUGCUGUCUUGAUGGCAGACAAGGAGCUGGCUCAGCAAGUUCUGAAGGAUGUACAGAGGCAUGAGGAAGCCUGGCUGAUUGGAAAUAUAGUCCCAAGCCACACAGGAUCUUCUCAUGUCAAAGUCAAGAAUCUCCUUAAAGCCUUGCAGUUAAAUAGAUUCCAGUUUCUGCAGAAUGCUGCUGAUAUGGACAGUCACCUGCAUGUUGAGCCCCCAAAAAGCAAAGUGAAAGUAGCUGUUCUCAUUUCUGGAACAGGUACAAACCUUGCGGCACUUAUCGCAUAUGCCAGAGAACCAGCAAGCUGUGUACAGAUAGCUCUUGUCAUCUCUAAUAAGUCUGGAGACGUGGAAGAAUUGAGAAAUGCAGCCCGGGCUGGGAUUCCCACCAGGGUAAUUGACCAUAAAUUGUACGGAAGCCGCUCUGAAUUUGACCGCACAAUUGACAGUGUCCUUGAAGAAUUCUCUGUUGAACUGAUUUGUCUCGCAGGAUUUAUGAGAAUUUUGUCCAGUGCUUUUAUCAGAAAGUGGUACGGUAAAAUUUUGAACAUUUGUCCAUCACUAUUACCUUCAGUCAAAGGGGGAAAUGCCCAUAAGCAGGUGCUACAAGCAGGAGUCAAAGUCACUGGCUGUACAGUACAUUUUGUACUUGAGGAAGCUAAUACAGGAGCAAUAAUUCUCCAGGAGCCUGUCUCUGUGAACACAGAUGAUACCGAGGAGACCUUGUUGGAAAGGGUGAAGGAAGCAGAGUGCCGAGCCUUUCCCAUUGCCUUGCAGCUGGUGACCAGUGGAGUGGUGCGACUAGGAGCAGAUGGUAAAAUCUGCUGGAAACAAGGAACCCAAAGCUUGACUCAUCAUGAAAAGCAGGAUUGCAUUUCCUCCACUACUACUCUGAAGCCACAACAGUACAAUAGGCUACAGUCAAAUGCAUGA
Messenger RNA from Gopherus evgoodei (Goodes thornscrub tortoise), 3117 nucleotides. RefSeq names its product trifunctional purine biosynthetic protein adenosine-3-like. The coding region runs from base 1 to 3117 and encodes 1038 amino acids. The record is from RefSeq and is a predicted model, not a curated record. The transcript has 21 exons. Gene Ontology annotation, cellular component: cytosol. Lineage: Eukaryota; Metazoa; Chordata; Testudines; Testudinidae. Gene Ontology annotation, molecular function: phosphoribosylamine-glycine ligase activity; metal ion binding; phosphoribosylglycinamide formyltransferase activity. Gene Ontology annotation, biological process: 'de novo' IMP biosynthetic process; adenine biosynthetic process.